AUGGAGCUUGCCAUAUCCGCAGCAGCAGGUGAACUCAUGAGCCGAUUCAUCUCCUUCCUUGCCAACAAGUACCACUCGAGCCACGAAUACUCGGAAGAGAAGGAGCUGAAGAGGCUGCAGAAGCUGCUCCUGAGAGCUCCCACGGUCAUCGAGGAGGCAGACGGGCGGUACAUCACCAACUCUGGGAUGCUGGUGCAGCUCAGUAUGCUUGCGGACACCAUGUACCAAGGCUACUGGGCACUAGGUGCAUCCAGCUACAUCUCACUUGAAGAGUCCAUAGAGGAGGGGGAGGUUCGCAGUCCAUCUGCUCCCAAACGUUUUCGCAUGGUUCUUUGCAGUGCUAGAAAGAACAAGGCCACAUACCCCGUCAACUUGCAGGGCGCGUUGGAGAGCUUGGAGGAUGUAGUCGCUGCCAUGACGGAGUUUGUUGUUCUUUUGGGUGGAUGCGACCACCAUGGUGGUCUUAUGUCAGGGAAGAUACUGGUGGUUGUCGAGCUUGUCUCAGAUGUCGAGGAGGAGGAUUGGGCCAAGUUCUGCUCAUUCGUGGUGAGCAUGGACAGUGGAAGCAAGGUGAUCAUCGUCAGCUGGCUUAAAAGUACAGAGCAACUUGGAACAGUGCCAAUCUUCCUCAACACCCUGUCAUACGAGGAGUUCAGCUAUCUCUUCAAGACACUACCAUUCGGGAGCGCAAACCCGGCGCAGCACCCACGGUUAGCGCGGAUAGCAGACGAGCUGGCCAGGGAAUUCCAAUCCGAAUGGUCAAUCGGCACUGCAAAUCUAUUUGCAGACAUCAUGAGGAGGAACCUCAGUGUCCAUUUCUGGCUUUGCAUCUUGAGCGGGCUGAGAAGGGUAGUCGAGAGGAACUUAUCCCUGUUUGGGGAGCACCCGAAGCUCCUCGCCCGGAGACGCCACCAGAUAGACGUUACUGACUUGGUCUUGCAUCCCAGGAUUCUCCACUCCGGGUCGUGUAUUCCUGUACCAGUGGCAGCAGCCGCACUGAAGUUACGGCGGAAAGGGAAUUGCUACCGAGCGUGA
Messenger RNA from Aegilops tauschii subsp. strangulata, 1035 nucleotides. RefSeq lists its product as uncharacterized. The record is from RefSeq and is a predicted model, not a curated record. Lineage: Eukaryota; Viridiplantae; Streptophyta; Magnoliopsida; Poales; Poaceae.